AUGCGCUUUGCGCAUUCGUAUUUAUUGACAUUCGCUCAAACUGGCGCGAGGCACGGCCGUCGUCGAUAUGUGACUGAUUUCCAUCUAUUAAUUCAUUUUCUUCUUCUUCUUCUUCUUCUUCUUCUUCUUCUUCUUCUUCUUCUUCUUCUUCUUCUUCUUCUUCUUCUUCUUCUCUCACAUUCUCUCUCUUACUCUCCCCUCUUUAUUUCUCUUUAUUUCACUCUUUUCUCUCUCUUUACUCUCCCUGACUCUCUCUCUUUCUCGUUCUCAGACUCUCAUUCUCUCUCUCCAUAUUUCUUUCUCUUUUUCUCUUUCUCACUUUAUUUCUCUCUCACUCUUUCUCUCCCUCACUCUCUAUCUUUCCCUCUCUCUAUUUCUCUCACUCUCACCAUUUCUCUCUCACCUCUCUAUUUAUCUCUCUUCGUUCAUUUUGUUUUAGAAUAUUCCUUGGUCUACGCCAAUCACCGUCAUUUUUAUCAUGAGUUUGUUUCUUUCUAUCUUUUAACUUUUUUCAUUUUCCUUUUUAUCGAUUCCUUUGUUUAUCGUUUUUUUCUUUUUUUCAAUUUACGCUUUCUUCCGGUUUUAGUUUUAUUUAUUUUAUCUAAUUAUUUAUUUAUUUUAUUUAGCUUCUUGCUUAUUUUAUUUUCGUUAUUUCUUUCUCAAUUUUCUUGUCCAUCUUUCUUGCGUUCUUUCUUUCUUUCUUUCCUCUCUUGUCUUCUGCUAUUUUCAGUCGUUCUUUCUUUCUUUCUUAGUCAUCGUCUUCUUUCUUUCUUUCUUUCUUUCUUUCUUUCUUUCUUUCUUUCUUUCUUUCUUUCUUUUCCUCCUACAUUCCGCUCCCUCUCGACCUUUCUUUCUUUCUUUCUUUCUUUCUUUCUUUCUUUCUUUCUUUCUUUCUUUCUUCACCCAUUGUCUUUCGUUCGUUCUUUUAUUCUUCCCUCUUUUUUAUUUUCUUUCCUUCAAUUUUAUUCUCAUUUUUCUUCUGUCUGUCUUUCAAUCUCUAUCUCUGCUUUCUUUCUUUCUUUCUUUCUUUCUUUCUUUCUUUCUUUCUUUCUUUCAUUCAUUCAUUCUUUAUUUUUCGGUGUUUACUUUAAUUCUUAUUUUUACUAUAUAUUCUUUCUUUUCUUUCUUUUUUCUGUUUCUUUCUUUCUUUUCUUUUGCUAUAUUUCUUUCUUUCUUUCUAUUUUUCUUUUAUUAUUUUCAUUAUAUCUUUACUCUUUCUCUCGAUUCUUCCUCCACCUUCAUCGUUUUCAUUUUCGCUUGCUUUUAUUGAUCCCCUUUCUUUCUUUCUUUCUUUCUUUCUUUCUUUCUUUCUUUCUUUCUUUCUUUCUUCCUUCCUUCCUUUCUUUCUUUCUUUCUUUCUUUCUUUCCGCUGUUGUCUUUCUUCUAAUUUUUUCACUCGUUCUUAUUUCCUUUCUUUCUCACUUUUCUUCAUCAUCAUCUUUCUUUCUUUCUUUCUUUCUUUCUUUCUUUCUUUCUUUCUUUCUUUCUUUCUUUCUUUCUUUCUUUCUUUCUUUCCGCUGUUGUCUUUCUUCUAAUUUUUUCACUCGUUCUUAUUUCCUUUCUUUCUCACUUUUCUUCAUCAUCUUUCUUUCUUUCUUUCUUUCUUUCUUUCUUUCUUUCUUUCUUUCUUUCUUCUUUCCGCUGUUGUCUUUCUUCUAA
Acanthosepion pharaonis is the source of this 1659-nucleotide messenger RNA. NCBI's taxonomy places the organism in Eukaryota, Metazoa, Mollusca, Cephalopoda, Sepiida, Sepiidae. The record is from the annotation of a GenBank genome assembly.